Prunus armeniaca (apricot) is the source of this 528-nucleotide messenger RNA. NCBI's taxonomy places the organism in Eukaryota, Viridiplantae, Streptophyta, Magnoliopsida, Rosales, Rosaceae. The record is from the annotation of a GenBank genome assembly.
AUGGUUGAUGAUGCCAUCCAAUUUCAUGGUGAUGUUCUAAUGGGAGGUUUCUCACCUUUGGUGGACGGCGCUCAAUCAUUCAAGGAACAAGCAGAGUUCGGAUCAUAUAACCAAGAGAGGACGGAAUGUAUUGAAUCUGAUGAGACUCAUGCUACUCAACAAGGCCUCACUGACAACAAUAUUGGAGCUGCGGCAACAGAAGAAACAGGCUGUCAAUUUGGUAGCGAAAACAGCCAGCCCGAUAAUGUCGACUUCUCGAUUGAUUAUGGUUGGCUCCACCACUUGAUCCAGGUUGUGAUGAUGAUGUUACUACAGCCACACCAUCGGGAUCACAAAGCAUCCACCCGAAUGAUGAAGAGAGGCCUGCAUAUGAUCCAUCCUCCCAAUCACUCACCACUCAGUCUGCACUUGAAUUUGGGAUGUCAUCAGAAAAUAAUACUGGUGCUCAACUUAGAGUUGGUACUGAAAGUGCUCAAGUCAAUGCGGCAGAGUUCCAGGUUCACAAUGAAGAUAUGCUCGAUUUCCUGA